Messenger RNA from Fusarium odoratissimum NRRL 54006, 825 nucleotides. RefSeq lists its product as uncharacterized. The coding region runs from base 1 to 825 and encodes 274 amino acids. Lineage: Eukaryota; Fungi; Ascomycota; Sordariomycetes; Hypocreales; Nectriaceae. The transcript has a single exon. The record is from RefSeq and is a predicted model, not a curated record.
AUGACACUAAACAACAGUAUUCGACCAAUUUUAGACCACAUUGUGAUCCUGGUGUCUUUCCAGACGCUGCAAGACCUUCCAAAGCGAUUGGAGAACGUCCUCACUGUAAUUGAUGGCGGAGCUCAUGCAGAUGGCCGCACAGUCAACAAACUGAUCGAAUUUUCGGAUGGGGUCUAUAUCGAACUCAUCACUUUUCAAGAUGGCCUGGAUCCUGAAAAGCGCAAGACGCAUCGAUGGGGAGAGCUGGAAGAGAACACUCUCGUCGAUUGGGCGUAUACUCUUUCUGAUGAGAAGGACUUCAGCGUGAUUCAACAACGGGUCAAAGAAGCGAACACUGAUAUCAUAUACCACGAUCCUGUCCCUGGAGGUCGCAUCAGACCCGAUGGUGUCGAGUUGAAGUGGUCUGUUGCUUCAGCCUACACUGCUCCCGGCAAGGCGGUGCAUCCAGGCAAAGCACCAUUUUGGUGUCUCGACCGCACUCCGAGACACUUACGAGUGCCGUAUAAGAAAGACGACGGAUCAGACCCUUCUUACACGAAGCAUCCUUCUGGUGCGAUUGGGGUCUCGGGAGUUUCGAUCUCAGUGCCCAAGGAGGAACGCGAUGUCCUUGCUGGGGUUUACGACGGAAUCCAUGGAUCCACCACUAAUGGGGAGGGCACAUGGCCUUUCGUUGUUCACUCUGGUUCUACGAAGGGAAAGCAAGAGAUUACUCUUGAAAGCAGCCAGGAUCAGGAGAGACACAUCCAUCUCACUCUUCUUGGUGACAAAGGCAGCCCUGAAAGCAUUGAGAUUCUCCCUGGCUUGAAGUUUAGCUUCGAGUCUUAA